This is a messenger RNA of Lutzomyia longipalpis, 3079 nucleotides long. It is a transcript of the gene Lon, whose product is annotated as lon protease homolog, mitochondrial. The transcript is spliced from 4 exons. Gene Ontology annotation, molecular function: single-stranded DNA binding; ATP-dependent peptidase activity; ATP hydrolysis activity. Bases 79 to 3021 code for a protein of 980 amino acids. The record is from RefSeq and is a predicted model, not a curated record. Gene Ontology annotation, biological process: chaperone-mediated protein complex assembly; protein catabolic process; mitochondrion organization. Gene Ontology annotation, cellular component: mitochondrial matrix. NCBI's taxonomy places the organism in Eukaryota, Metazoa, Arthropoda, Insecta, Diptera, Psychodidae.
GAGUUCGAUAAAACCUUAAAUUUUGUUGAUAUUGCAUUUCCAAGAAAGUUUAUUUACGCUUAAAAUUAUUAACUAAAAAUGAAUUUUUUAAGCGGAGUGUCUCGUCGUGCUCUAAUAUCAACGAUCUACAGCACAAGAAUAUGUUUAUAUGGAAAAAAUAAUUUAAGAACAUCUUCAUUGUGGAAUGUAACCUCAACAUCUGUCUUUGGGAGAACUGAGAGAAACUUCCAGAAUUGGACCUUGAGUCACAAUCUCCACAAAAUUGAAGAAAAUCCAAGUAUAAUCACAAUUUAUAGGAGAUUCUGUACAAACAGAGCGGCUGACUCAGAUUCAGAUGACCCACCUGAGGAAGUACCUGAAGACAUCCUAUCGACGCAUUUACCGGCAACUGUUGCAAUUCCAGAAGUAUGGCCACACUUACCAGUUAUUGCAACACGAAGAAAUCCCGUAUUUCCGCGUUUCAUGAAAAUCAUUGAGGUUACAAAUCCUCUCCUUAUUGACAUUAUAAGGCGAAAGGUAAGGCUCAAUCAGCCAUAUGCGGGAGUUUUUCUCAAACGUAACGAUGACAAUGAAAACGAGGUGGUUGAAAAUCUCUCCGACAUCUACAAUGUGGGGACGUUUGCGCAAAUUCAAGAAAUGCAGGAUUUGGGUGAUAAAUUAAGGCUCGUUGUGACGGCACAUCGACGUAUAAAGAUAGUGGGGCAAUUGUUUGAGGAUUUGGAUCCACCGCAACCUAAAGCAAUGAAACUCAAUUUUCCCAUGUUUAAUGUGAAAAUGAACGUGACAGCUGAAGAGACGGAUGCUGAAAAGAGGAGACGAAAGCAUCGGGUGCAGCGACUUAUAAAGCAAGUACGCAAUGCCAAUAAUGAUUCCCCAUCAGAUGUCGAAGCCAAAACACUAGAGGAGAUGGAGAAGGUAAAGGAAUCCAAGAGACGCCCAUUGGUUGAGGGAGAAAAGCAGCCUGUGCUUAUGGUUGAGGUUGAGAAUAUUAAGCAGGAAGCCUUCAAGCAAACUGAAGAGGUCAAAGCCCUAACACAAGAAGUUAUUAAAACCAUUCGUGACAUUAUCACAAUGAACCCUCUUUAUCGAGAAAGCCUCCAACAGAUGCUGCACCAAAAUCAACGAGUUGUAGAUAAUCCUAUCUAUCUAUGUGACUUGGGGGCUUCCCUCUCUGCUGCGGAUUCCCCUGAGCUUCAAGCAAUCUUGGAAGAAAUGGACAUUCCAAAAAGGCUCCUUUUGUCUCUAUCACUGCUGAAGAAGGAGUUGGAGCUGUCAAAGCUGCAGCAGAAGAUUGGGCGUGAGGUAGAGCAAAAGGUGAAAGAGCAACAUCGAAAGUACAUUCUGCAGGAACAACUUAAAGUUAUAAAAAAGGAAUUGGGCAUUGAGAAGGAUGAUAAGGAUGCAAUUGGGGAGAAAUAUCGUGAGAGAAUCAAGGAAAAGGUUGUACCUCCGGCUGUUUCGGCUGUAAUUGAAGAAGAGCUUAACAAACUCAACUUCCUUGAGGGUCACAGCACGGAAUUUAACGUAACACGCAAUUACCUUGACUGGCUCACAUCUCUACCAUGGGGUGUAAUGAGUGAGGAGAAUCUUGAUCUCGAUCGUGCAACACAAAUUCUUGAUGCGGAUCACUACGGAAUGGAUGAUAUUAAGAAAAGGAUUUUGGAAUUUAUUGCUGUUAGUCAACUUCGAGGAUCUACACAGGGGAAAAUUCUUUGCUUCCAUGGGCCACCGGGGGUUGGAAAAACGAGCAUAGCUCGUUCUAUUGCACGGGCAUUGAAUAGGGAGUACUUUAGAUUUAGCGUUGGUGGAAUGACAGAUGUGGCGGAAAUUAAGGGACACAGAAGAACAUAUGUGGGGGCUAUGCCUGGGAAAUUGAUUCAGUGCCUAAAGAAGACGCAGACCGAAAACCCACUCGUUUUGAUCGAUGAGGUCGACAAAAUCGGCCGGGGAUAUCAAGGAGAUCCGCAAGCGGCACUGUUGGAAUUACUCGAUAAAGAGCAGAAUAAGAACUUCCUAGAUCAUUACAUUGACGUACCCGUGGAUUUAUCACAUGUUUUGUUCAUAUGCACAGCCAAUGUGCUGGACACGAUCCCUGAGCCACUGAGAGAUCGUAUGGAAAUGAUUGAAAUGUCUGGAUAUGUGGCUGAGGAGAAGUUAGCCAUUGCCAAGCAAUACCUGAUUCCCCAAGCUAUGUCAGAGAGUGGCCUUAAAGAGGACCAUAUCGUCAUUCGUGAUGAAUCACUGCUAAAGCUCGUGAAAAAUUAUUGCCGUGAAUCUGGUGUGAGGAACCUUCAAAAGCACAUUGAAAAGAUCAUUCGGAAAGUUGCUUACAAGGUUGUACGAAAAGAAUCUGAGCACUGUGAUGUGACAGAGGACAGCUUACCGACGUACGUGGGAAAGCCCAUUUUUGUUCAGGAUCGCAUGUAUAAAGACACACCACCGGGAGUUGUAAUGGGUCUUGCAUGGACAGCAAUGGGAGGUUCUACCUUGUACAUAGAGACGGCAAAGAGGAAGUACAUAGAGAAUGCGGAGAAGUCUAAAGAAAAGGGGAAUACUGGUGAUGGAACACUUCAGUUAACGGGACAUUUGGGUGAUGUGAUGAAGGAAUCUGCUAGAAUUGCUCUCACUGUAGCCAGAAACUACGUGUAUAAAAAUGAUAAGACAAACACUUUCCUGGAAACGGAACACAUACACUUACACGUACCAGAAGGAGCAACACCCAAAGAUGGCCCUAGUGCAGGAAUCACAAUUACCACUGCUCUUCUUUCUCUUGCCCUCAAUCGCCCAGUUCGGGAGGAUAUUGCAAUGACAGGGGAGGUCUCUCUCACGGGUAAAGUCCUUCCCGUUGGAGGUAUUAAAGAGAAAAUAAUUGCAGCUAAGAGAACCGGAGUAACUUGUAUAAUUCUUCCGGAUGAAAAUAAGAAGGAUUUCACGGAACUUCCAGAUUACAUCAAAGAAGGUUUGGAUAUUCAUUUUGUCAGCAAAUACGAAGAAGUAUUUAAGAUCGCUUUUGCUCAGUAACUACAUAUUUGCAAUAGGUGUUUGGUUGGCAAUAAAUGAACAGUGUUCUUAACUACUA